AACAAAAUUUUUUUUCCACAGGGUAAAAUGGCAGAAAAUUACGGCGAUUCCGAUAAAAGAUUACAGCCUGCUUCAAUGUACUUUAAAUUGGACAGUGAAAUGAUGGCGGAUGGAGACAGUGGUUCUGCCACUGCCGAUAACGAGGUUUCCAAGCCAUUUGAAUCCGCUAGUAUGUUUUUUCCGGUCGAUGCUCAAGGAGUGAUUCAGGUGAAACUGCUGCCACCAUUGGUCUGCAUAUUUCAUCAUGUGGAUUUUAAGAACAAUGAGAGACGCGAUGGAAGCUCACAGGAUGUCGAAGCUUUGAAGAAAACGUUUGGCAGCCUCAAGUGCCAGAUUAUAGAAGUUCCUAACCCAACAUUAGCUGUGGUUAAGAAGAAAAUUGCAGAAUUGGCUUUGGCAGAAUUUGACCAACUGUCCGGCCUGGUCAUCAUAAUCCUGAGCCAUGGCGGGCGUAAGGAGAAGAUCGAAUCGUGCGAUGGUCAGUCGUACGACUUGGAUGAUGAUGUGCUGUUUCCACUUCGCGACAAUAGCACCCUGAAGGGCAAACCCAAAAUCCUUAUAGUCCAGGCGUGCAAGAACGAAACAAGAAGAAAAAAAGUUCGGGCGGAUUCUUCGAGAUUUGAACCGGAUUACUCUUACUAUAUGAAGUGCUACAGCACCACCGAGGGUAUGUUAAGCUCUCGUGACACAGUUGAGGGAACGAUUUUCAUACAAACCCUGUGCACUGCAAUGGAUCAGCAUGCCCUUACGAAGGAUUUCAAGGUCAUUAUGGAGGAAGUAAACGCUAUGGUCGAGAAAGAGUCCGCACAAAACGGAUUUAGGCAAGUACCGGCCAUAUUAUGCUCACCAUGGACACCAUACUGUUUUGGAGAUUAUGUGAAUAACGCACCCUAGAGGAUUGGAAAACGGAUUUAUUAACGAAUUAAACGUAAAAUAAAAAGAAACAUUUUUUAAAAUGUGCAUACAUACUUUACAAAAAAUUGCACCGAAUAAAAGAUAUUACCAGUA
Messenger RNA from Drosophila suzukii, 1008 nucleotides. It is a transcript of the gene Damm, whose product is annotated as Death associated molecule related to Mch2 caspase. Gene Ontology annotation, molecular function: cysteine-type endopeptidase activity. Lineage: Eukaryota; Metazoa; Arthropoda; Insecta; Diptera; Drosophilidae. The record is from RefSeq and is a predicted model, not a curated record. Gene Ontology annotation, biological process: proteolysis.